AUGGAUGGUGACGCUGGACAACCACAGGAUCAGGAAGAUCAACCACCUGUUUACACAUCAGAUCAAGAAUCACAAUCACAAUCAAAUCAACAUUCAAUUGAAAGUCCACGGAAUUCCAAUGAAGACCAACCAAAAGAUCAAUUACCAAGCUAUGAAGCUGCUACUGUUGAUAGUGGAACCACAGAGGUUGAAUCACAAAACAUACAACCUGUUACACCAAAUCCAAUAGAGCCACGAGUUAUUCAUCAAUCACCUCAACCAAUACAAAAUCCAGAAUCUGUUCAACUACAUCCACUUCAACAAGAGCCUGAAAAUAACCAAAGAAGCGGUCAAUAUAAUCAAAAUAAUCACAAUAAUAACAAUAAUGAAGACCGUUCUGGUUUAUAUUUACUAAUUUUUUGUUUGGUUAUAUUAUUCGUGCUUUAA
This is a messenger RNA of Hansenula ciferrii, 426 nucleotides long. RefSeq lists its product as uncharacterized. The transcript has a single exon. The record is from RefSeq and is a predicted model, not a curated record. NCBI's taxonomy places the organism in Eukaryota, Fungi, Ascomycota, Saccharomycetes, Phaffomycetales, Wickerhamomycetaceae. Bases 1 to 426 code for a protein of 141 amino acids.